This is a messenger RNA of Rhodotorula toruloides NP11, 684 nucleotides long. Its product is annotated as Globin domain containing protein. Gene Ontology annotation, molecular function: oxygen binding; heme binding. The coding region runs from base 1 to 684 and encodes 227 amino acids. The record is from RefSeq and is a predicted model, not a curated record. The transcript is spliced from 5 exons. Lineage: Eukaryota; Fungi; Basidiomycota; Microbotryomycetes; Sporidiobolales; Sporidiobolaceae.
AUGUCCGCAAGCGCCUCCUGCCCCUUCAAGCACUACGACCGCGACCUCAUCCGCGACGACCUCGAGCAGCGCGUCACCUUCAGCCGCGACUUCCUCCGAUUCGACGAGGAGAGCGGCAAGACCCUCAACUCUGUCGCCAGCGUCGUUGCUCCCCUGGUCAAGCCCGUCGUCGACCAGGUCUACGUGCAGCUCUUCCGCUUCGACUACACCGCAUCCUUUUUCCUGAAGCGCAACGUCGGCUUCGAGGGCGAGCACGCUACGACGCUUGACAAGCUCACGCUCGACGACCCCCAGAUCGCCUUCCGCAAGUCCUUCCUCGUCAACUGGGUCACCAAGUGCUUCACCUCGGACUUUGAGAAGUUUGCGACCUGGGAGUAUUUCGACAAGGUCGCGCGCAUGCACACUGGCCAGGCGGCGUUCAAGCACCGCGCAAACAAGGCGCCGCUCGUCGUCGACCUCCAGCCUGCCGCUCUCCUCUUCGGCUGGGUCAUCGACGUCGUGAUCAAGGCUGUCAUGGCGCUCGACAACGACGUUGCCGACUUGCAGAAAAAGCAGGACAUCAUUUGCGCGUUCAACAAGCUCAUCUGGUGCCAAAACGACCUGUGGGUCAAGUACUACGCCAAGAGCGACGAGGAACUUGCGGCGGCGACCCUCAAGGCCAAGACUGAGGACCCGUCGGCCUAA